AUGGUACUCUCCAGAAUCCUCAGAUUUCUCCCCAACAUCUUCGGAACCAUCUUCAUCAUAUUCGGCAUCAAUGCACUUCUUCGGCCCUCCCAUGCCCUCACGUUCUAUCAGCCCUUCUCCCUACCCAAAGCGGCUUCCGAUAAAGCCCUCGUCGAAGCUCUCAUGACCAUCUACGGAGCAAGAGAUGUCUUCAUGGGCCUCGCAAUGUACGCCGCCUCUUACUAUCGGAAUUAUAAAACAUUGGGAUGGAUCGUGAUUGCUGGGAGUGGUGUUGCUUUUGUGGAUGGGUGGGUUUGUUAUAAAGCUGGGGGAGGGCAGGCAGAUCAUUGGGGAUAUGCACCUGUGCACACCAUGGUUGGAAUCUUGCUGGCUUUGGGUUAUUGA
Sclerotinia borealis F-4128 is the source of this 384-nucleotide messenger RNA. The record is from the annotation of a GenBank genome assembly. NCBI's taxonomy places the organism in Eukaryota, Fungi, Ascomycota, Leotiomycetes, Helotiales, Sclerotiniaceae.